AUGUGGUCUUCUGCUAAGUCACUUAAAUGUAUUGUUUCGGACGUCAUUUGCAAUGGCAAGGCUAAUCGAUUGCUGGAGAUGGAAAAUGCUCUUCAGAAACACAAACAGCUGUUAUUUUCACCAUUGUCAUUUCCGGGUAAAUGUGAAGGUGAUUAUCAAGCUGUUAAAACUGCUCAGAAUGCUGGAGUUUUCCUACCAGAGUUUCCACAUCGUGUUCUCCUGUCCGAAGAUAUCAUUCAAGAGUCACUUUUUCUGAGUGAAGUUUUCAGGCUGAAUGAACUGAGGGCUGUAGAACUCUGCCUAACAGUUGAGAGUCAGCUUUCCUCAUUCCCCCAUCUUGCUCGGAGUUUAGUCGGUGUAAUUCUCUACUACGAAUCGCAUCUGUCGAUAAUUGAAUCCCUUGUUACCUUGAUUGGUGCCCGUGAUGGUCGAAUGUGGUCAACUUCUGCAACUCCUGAAAUUUGCCAGUCCGUUCACAAAUUCACAGACGAUUUGUUUGCAAGUGGAGCUCUUCAAAACAUUUUAGGUACUUUGCGAUCAUUUUCUGCGUAUGAAGAAUUUUCUCGAUUGGAAACUGCACAGGUUUUAGGUGAUUCUAAACAUCGACAUGAUGUUUUCAUGCUCCUAAAAAACAUAUCCGAAGGCUUAGCUGAAUGUCUGAUGCUAUGGUCUUGUCAAAGCGUUUUAAAUCUAAGUGAAUUUAAGCUAGUUCUGGAUUGUUUAUUAACUCCGAAACCCCAAGCAUUACCUGUAAAUCCUAAUGAAAAUAAAGGUCAGUUAAUAUUUCAAAUCAACAGUCAGCUUACAAGAGAAGGCGUACAUUUGUAUAUGGCUUUGCUGUAUUGUUUCCAACCUUUUUCUUCGAAUACAAUAUGUGCUGAUCAAUUAUCAGAUCUAACAGAUUUUGAUUUGUUUCAUCCUCUCUAUACUGACCGCUCAUUUGCAUCCGGUAUUGGGCGUUUAUUGGAUGAGAAAAAGGCUUUAUAUGAAAAUCAUACUAAUGAAGAUCGUUCAGAAAAGUUACAGUUAUUGGCACUAAUAAGACUAUCGUGGGCAAUAUGCCUACGUAGGACAAGUCAUUUACGUGCUGAACUACGCCGUCGUCGAAGUGCAGACGUAAACUCUAGUACAAACUGUAAAGACGACUUUGGUAUUGGUGGUGAUGAAGCAGAUGAAUUACAAGCGGCUUUAGCUAUCGAGUCAGGUGCCUUAGAAUUCGCUCGUAAACAGAUCUUAAAUACUGCUGACUUUGAACGUGAGCCACUGUGGGUGUAUCGUAUGCAUUGUAUUAUUACUGAUCUAAUUGUACAUAUGCCAGCUCGAAUAAAAGACAUUCGAUUACGUGAUGAAGAUUUACUAAGAUCUACAGGUUUUGAUCCAUCAACUACUGGGCAUGGUUUUGCAAACCUUUUACUCUUAAUCGCUCAACUUUAUAAUCAGCCUGGUUCACGUCUUCACAGUCGACUAGCUUUGGAGUAUUGGUGGCCUGUAGGUGAACUAGCUAAUAUUACACCAGCAGUCUUAGGCUCAAAUGACUAUUUGUCAACAGGGAUGGCUAGAAAAUCGCCCAGGCCAAAGUUGAUUAUCUACGGUGCUCAGUCACGAAAUGCUGAGGUUGAUAAUAUUCGACAGGCUGCACUUAUUCGAUUUUUGAGAUUAGCUGGAGAUAUGGUGACAACACCGUGUUUAUUUCUACCCUACCUACGCAUGCUUCAUAGUUUAUGCUGUUCACGUAGUGCAGCUGGACUUUGUUUCAGUCUUCUUAAGGCGAAUGCAAGCAAUCCAGGUCGUGGUGCAUCAUUGAUCACUUGGGAUCAUUUCUUUAACAGUUUUCGGCAAUAUUUAAAUCAUAUGAAGCAAACAGUUGUCCAACCUGAAUCAACAACAAAUCUUCGAGUUCAGCCAUCAAAUCAACUUUAUCCACAUAUUUACUUUAAUGAUGGAAUAGGUGGAGGAUCUCGUACUACUAGGGGGGCAGGUCUGUCACGGCCAACAGCUGAAUCUAUGUAUGGUAGUAGAAGAGGUGUUGGCGCAAUGGAACUUUCUACAACAACAGCAACAACGCCUACGACUAGUCAACCACGUGCUAUUCAACCUGAAGAACAAGCUGGUUUACAGGCUGUUUUAAGAUUGGUUGCUCGUAUCUGUCGUAUGGAUCCAGUUGCCCGUUCAGCAUUCAUCUCUAAUCCUCAAUGGCAAUUGCUACCUGUAUGCAUGGGCUUUCUUACUUGUUCGGUUUCAUUAGAUUUAAAAGCGGAUGUUUUAUACCUACUUACUGAAUUGUGUAAAAGUCAACAAAAUAUUCCAUUAUUAUGGCAAUAUUUUGUCAGUGCAGAGCUUUUACCUUUUAACUUACAACGUGCUAUCGGUCAGCCUCAAUCAUCUGUUCACGGUUUGAAUACUGAUAUGGAUGAAGUCGAACCACGAGCUGAAGAAUAUCCACUAACAAAUGCUUUUCUUUCACUGAUGACAGUUAUCCUACCAAAAUUGAUUAACUAUCCUAUAGUUAGUAGUAAUGUCUUAAAAUCUACUGAUGCUAAAGAUACUAUGAUUACUGCUUAUGAUGGAAAUAUGAUUCAAGUUAAUCCUUUUGUUUCAAUAACUUCUUUCAUAACAAAUACAAUAUUUUUACGGCAUACUAUGCGAGCCUAUCGUAAUCCAAUGGAACGUUGGGAUAUAGCUGCUUCUUGCCUAGUUCUAUUUGAUGGACUUGUCAAUGACUUUUUGAAUCGACUAAACAAUGCAAUAGUAGUGAUUACUACAUUGAUGAUGACUAGUCGUGAAAAAGAUGGGGAGAAUUUAGAUUCACUAUUUGCUUCGAGUGGCGUUGGUGGCGAUGUGAAUGCUGGAAAUCACCAGUCUGCUAGUGGUAUCAUUAGUCAAUCCGUUGACUGGCCAUCCUAUCUAUUGAAUAUUCUAUUUCAAAUGGGUAAAGAACAACAGCAUAUCCACGGGCAUCAAAUGUAUUCGACAACGAUGAAAACGACAACAGCAACAGCGACUACAUCAGAAGCAUUGAUUAGUCAGUUGCAUUUACCUGCAGGUUGGCCAUACACUGAUCCAGGUUAUCAUUUGGCUACUCAACUUUUAACUGAUUCAUCUUUAUUCCGAAUGGUUACUGGUCUUCUAGAGGUUGGUUUACAUCGACAUCUUGAAUUUCCUCUACCGAAUGGACCACCAGCUGGAUGA
Molecule: messenger RNA, 3189 nt
Organism: Trichobilharzia regenti
Lineage: Eukaryota; Metazoa; Platyhelminthes; Trematoda; Strigeidida; Schistosomatidae
Source: the annotation of a GenBank genome assembly